AUGAGUGCCAUCGAGCUGGUGUGCUCGGGGCGCACGACGAAGGCCACGUGCGAGGGCUUUGGCAACGGCGAGGAGUGCAGCUGGUCGGGCUCGCAGGCAACCAACUCGACGGCCGGCUCCUGCAGCGCCUCGCCGCUCAACUUCUUUUGCAAGCGCUCGGCCGGGUACGAGAUCUUCCGGUCGACCGAGGUGUGCGGGUUCGAGCCCAGCAGCCAGACGGCGGUGUGCAACAAGCCCGGCUGCACGCUCAAGACGAUCGACUUCGGCGCGGCGUUUGGCGACAGCUCGGGCAGCUCGGGCAACUCGGGCUUCAGGCAGGAGGUGUGCGUCAGCGACGGGUUCGAGGCCGAGAUGUUCGCGAGCUUCAUCGCUUUGGGCCUGGGCGGCCUCACGGGGAACCAGCCCACGGCCGCGGAGAUCGACCGGCUGCUGGCGGACAUCCUGGGGACGUGCCAGAUCGCGCUGCUGAUGCGGCGCCUGGGCGCCUCGGCGGUCGGCGUGCAGCCCGGGGCCGGCGACGUGUGCGCGAGCAUCGGCACCGAGACGGCGUGCAACGCCAACCCGUCCUGCGCCUACUUCCAGCCGGCGUCGUCGUGCCUGAGCGAGAACGAGGCCGCCUUCAUCCGGCAGAACUUCGACAACUUCGUGCUGAACGCGUACGCCACGCUCAGCAAGCAGUGCAGCGUCGCGGGCGCCGCGGGGACGUGCACCGCCGAGACGCUGGCGUUCUCGGCGGACUUUGUGUCGGCGCGGGAGGACGGCAACGUGGUGACGAUGAACGACGACGGGAACGUGGGCAGCGCCGUCGCGACGGGCUUCGACGCCAGCGUGCGCAUGACGUUCCAGAAGGUGCUGUCGGCCGCGGAGCAGGCGGCGGUGGAGGCGGACGUGCGGCGGCGCAUGCACCCGUCCUGCGUCAACAACGGCACCGCGGUGGCGGUGUGCAGCGUGCAGGCCGCGCUCACGCCGGCCAGCUCGCGCCGCGGGCUGCUGUCGGGGCGGUGGGGCAGGGGGGUGUUGCAGGGGACCGUCGGGUACGACCUGGCAGUGUCUGGCCGGUUCAAGAACUCGCAGGAGGCGCAGGACAGCGCGACGGUGUUCAACAACGCCGUCUCCAACAACGAGCUGGAGCAGUGGGCCACGGCGGUGACGGGCACGCAGGCGGCCCUGCAGACGAAGACCACGGCCUCCGUCACCACGGUGGGGGGCGGCUCCGUGGGAAGCGGGGCCUCGGCGGCGCUCGCGGGGGUCGUCGCGGUGGCGUCCAUGCUCGCGCUGAUGCUGCUGGCGUGA
Molecule: messenger RNA, 1293 nt
Organism: Pedinophyceae sp. YPF-701
Lineage: Eukaryota; Viridiplantae; Chlorophyta; Pedinophyceae
Source: the annotation of a GenBank genome assembly